AUGUGGAAAGCACCACCCCCGCCGGGGGCUAUUUUUGCGCCACAGCCAUCAGCGCCUGCUGAGACAAGCGUGUCGACGACGUCGUACACCGAGUCCUCCUACAGCUACAGCUACACUGAAACAGAUUCCCCUACGGAGACGGAGAAGGAGACGGCAAAGAUCGUGUUGCAGACAGGGCAGCAGCUGUUGCCGACGCGCCCAGAUUUACCACCACGCGUGCCGCAAAUACCACGGCGGCCCAUACCACCUCAAGUCACUCAAGUGCGCUCUUCUGAAACGGCGAGAGGAAAAUCAACCAAUACUGUGAGUGCCUCAUCUGACAGCUAUGGCGACAGCGAGGAGUAUAGUUAUAGUUACAGCUAUAGCGACGAGGAAGACGAGGCAAGUAAUGGUGACAGUUAUUCUGUCUCUAGCGAUGGUUACAGCUACAGCACAGUAUCAACAAAAAGGGGCAAAUAUAAAACAAUACGGGACGAACGGUGGAAUAAAAAUGAAGUUGUGAGGCCAGUGGAAUCAUCCUCGUCCUACACCUACUCAGGAAGUCCCUUAACGGGAGAUGGACGGGACGUGGACUCCACAACGCAUAUUUCUUCUUACGGCGGUUCGACGUCGGGAUCUUACAGCAGCAGCUACUCCUAUUCAGGUGUGACGGGAAGCAGGGACAGCAACAGUAGCUCCAUCACUGGGAGCACCACGUCACAGACACCGACAUCAGGUACAACAGGAGGUUCACAAACUAUCACGGGCUCAUCCACAGGAACGGAGAGCAGCAGUGCGAGAGACAGACGGAAAGUCGUUGGAAGCGAUGGAUCCCAGAGUUAUUCGUAUUCCUACACAGGCGAGGAAAUGGAAGAGCUUUCACCUAUACAGCGCCAAGCUUUUUCGUCCACUACAACGCUGGAGGAGGAUGAAUCGAAAUUAACUCGAAGUACCACACAAGCAGGAGAAGGUAGUUCCUCUGGGUCCUCACGGCUCAAGCCCGCGAAGGUACAUGCACCGCCUCAGUAUCAUGGUGUGGGCGAAGCAACACAGACCACAGAGUCAACGACUUCUCUGAUAACUGGAAGUAGUACGAAUAGUUUGUUGAAAACAUCAAGUGAACUUGACCACGCUGAUGCAACGUCGACGUAUUCAGUGGAAAAGGACAUUCUUAGUGAGAGGACAGGGUUGAAUGAUGUGCCGCAGUCAAUGCUACUAACGCAGAUUCGUGAGGUGGUUUUGCUGACUACACCACCGGAGGAGGCACCACAAUUCCGUGAUUUGCCACAUGCUUGCCUGGUGCCCCGUGGCUCGGCCAACGACACGCUUUUGCAUUUCCUUGAACAACUGUUGGAAGUUCAGAGAAACUCUUUGCAAAGGGAGGCGUGGAAUAAGAAAACGGCAUCAGAUGCGACGGAAGCGAAGGGGGAUGGUGGAAAGUCGAAGAAGGCAAAGUCUAACCCCAAGACGAAGAAGGACGUAUGCAGUGAAAGUCAAAAUGUGGGGGAUACCAGCGAGGUUUUAAUGGAUGUCCCGUGUCAUCACUUCAUCAAGAAGAGCUUGAAGUUUGCAUUAAAGGCAGUUGGUGUGGAAACCGCAGAAGAACGCGCUGUUGCAUUAAAGGGGUGUGUGAUGCCGAUGCAUCGUAACGCCGCGCUCGCAAUGUUGGAUACGUACGCACAUAAGUCUCUCCUUCGACGAAUUACCUCCAUGUUCCUGGCGCAUGAUAAGUUUCAGUCUGGUGAGGUGUCUGUGGAUGUGGCACUGGAAUUACUGGGUCGUUGCGGUAUCGCCCAUCAACAUGUGGAGAAUAUUACAUUGAGUGUAUGUAUAUUUUCCCCGAAAGGGCACACUCCCUUGUUAUGCGUUAUUCAACAGAUGCCACUCCCUGGUCCACCCAAUGCCACUGUUGAAGGUGAGGAACCAUUACCGCUUCAGACACAAAUAAGUGAGGAGCGGGUAAAUGUAUGCAGCAGUGCAUUUCGUACUGGUGGCACAAAAUUGUACUGGGAUGAUCGAAACAGUUCUAUCUACGUGGGAAAUCGAAAGGUCAUCCAAAAGAUUACAUCGCCUGAUCUUGCCAAGAGUAUUAUGGUCCAGCUUGAGGCACUCAUUCAUGUUUGUUUUGUUGUCGAGGCGUGCAUUGUGGAGGAUCAGUCGUCGUCCGCGGUCCUGUACAACCCGUUACUUGCAGCACUCCUACCCGCCACGUCCGGGGCUGGCCCAGGGGCGAAGUCAAUUUUGAUGGAAAAUGCAUUGGUGUCGGUGAUGAACCCCGUGAAGCACCUGCAGCGAUUGUCCGCGCACCGACGCCUGCAGGAACAAUAUUUGACGAACGGUGACGAGGCGAUUUUGUGCGAUACUCUUCCUGAACGCCAGAGGGAUGUUGGUGGAACAGUGAUGGAGAAGCUGCGUCGGCGUGUUGAUUGGGCGCCCCGUCCUGCCUCUGAUGGAGUUGGUUUUGAAGAGACGGCGCCGAUGAAUUCCAACGACGUGUACUACGAAGUUGGCCUUAAAAAACUGCGAUUGAGUGCGCCGACGCCUGAAGGGGCACGUUGCUACUGUCUUGUGAGUGCAAGGAAAACAUUGGGGGGUACGUGGAUGCCAGCUGUCGACGUUCCCGUUGCCUCAAUAAAGAGAUCCAAAAAGGGUGGGUUUAAGUGGACCUUCGCCUGCGAUACAAAUGAGCGUGUCUUGUUUGCAGGUAACGUGGCUGAUACAAUUUGCAUUGAGGCCUGUUACGACGUGGAGGAGGGCGAUGGUGAGACGGCUACGUGGUGUGCAGGUCACGUCUUGGUGGCAUGCAGUAAUGCAAAAAGUGGCAAACUGUCUGUUGUUGGCGGUAGUCUUCUCUCUGACGUUACCCCACCCGCUCCGUCGCCAAAAUUCGUGCAUCCCUCGAAGGGUUCGUGGUGUUUUUGGAAAAAGAAGAAAACUGCGACACCUGCCACAUCCAUUUUGAUUGUAGUGAAUGGAGUACAGCCGAAGUCGCUCCCGGUGCGUGCCAGCUUGCCACCAAGCUUUCUCAUGUUUCGACGACACGUAUCGCUCAUGUCGCAGCUGCGGGAUGCCAUGCUGAGCGUUGGCGGAUCUCGAAUGACCCCGUUGCAGGUACUCCGCCAGCAACAAGUCCAAAACUGUCUCACGGUUAUGGUAAGCCCGACGCUCAUGGAUCUGAUGCAGGUGCUAUGGGACCGGAAAUUGAAGGGGAAAAUGGGGGCGAAGCCAAAAGAUUUAUCGCAACGGCAAAGGGCGUUACUGUCUCUCGCCAGCACGAUUAUUUCCGUCCAUAACAGCACUGCUGGUGAUUCAGACGGUAUUGUGAGCAUUGUCGGACGCGGCACGGCUAUCGCGGCCCCAAUAAACCCGCUGGCACCUCAGUGUCCCGUGGAGGUUUGA
Trypanosoma rangeli is the source of this 3378-nucleotide messenger RNA. RefSeq lists its product as uncharacterized. Bases 1 to 3378 code for a protein of 1125 amino acids. NCBI's taxonomy places the organism in Eukaryota, Euglenozoa, Kinetoplastea, Trypanosomatida, Trypanosomatidae. The transcript has a single exon. The record is from RefSeq and is a predicted model, not a curated record.